CGCCGAGCGCAAUGGUGGCAGUGCGUUGGGUGCUCUCGGUGCUAGCGACGGCGUCGGCCUGCACCAUCAUCGCUGUGGGCAAAGACGCGUCGAGCACGGGGUCGCCGCUCGCGACGCACAACGCCGACUGCGGCAACUGCGACUUUCGCAUCGGCAAGGUCCCUGCCAAGACGUUCUUGAAUGGCUCGAGCCGGCCCAUCACGCGCUUUCGCCUCGAGUACCCUCGCUACGUCGGCGACGACCGCGGCGACACGUUCAAGCUCGCCAACGUCGACACGACCAUUUACAACUGGACCGAGACGCCAGCGAUGGGUUCGAUUCCGCAGGUGCCGUCGACGUACGCGUACCUCUCGGGUCUCUACGGCAUCAUGAACGAGCACCAAGUGUCGAUCGGCGAGAGCACAUGCGGCGGGAAGCUCGUGGCCGCGCCCGUCUCGGACGGCGGCAAAGCCCUCUUUGACGUCUCGGAGCUGACAAACGUGGCCAUGGAACGCGCGACGAAUGCGCGGGAAGCGAUUGCCCUCAUGGGCCACCUCGCCGAGACGUUUGGGUACUACGGCGCCGACUGGUCGAGCCCGAACGCGGUGCUCGAGGCUGGCGAAGCACUCGUUGUGGCCGACCCGAUCGAAGCGUGGAUCGUGCACUUUCACCCGGAUGACACGGGCGCGUCCGCGGUCUGGGUCGCGCAGCGCAUCCCUGAUGGCCACAUCACGGCGGUCGCCAACCAGUUUACCAUCCGCGAGGUCAACUUGACCGACAGCGCCAACUUUAUGGGCUCCACAAAUAUGGUCGACGUCGCGAUUCGCGCCAAGCUGUACGACCCGUCGGUCAAUGGCACCUUUGACUUCACCCGCGUGUACGCGCAGCCCAUCACGCCAGACCAGUAUUACGCCACGCGGCGCGUCUGGCGCGUCUUUACGCUCGCGAACCCGAGCCUCGAUCUCUCGCCCUUGACCGAUAUCUACGCCUCAGACUAUCCAUUCUCGGUGCCAGUCGCAUCGACCCUGGGCCCGCAAGAUCUUAUGCGCUACAUGCGCGACCACUACGAAGGCACGCCGUUCGACAUGACGCAGGGUCCGGCCGCAGGGCCGUACGGCAACCCGGACCGCUACGACAUCAACGGCAACGGCAACAUGACGCGCGCCACCGCGAUGACGGGCCAUUUCGAGCGCGCGAUCUCGAUCUUCCGCACGAGCUUCUCGUUCGUCUCGGUGGCCGAUAAGGCAGACCCGUCGCUCGGGCUCAUCUGGUUUGGCCAGUACGGUCCGCACGCCACGUCAUAUGUGCCCAUCUUUACACACGUGACCGAGGUCCCCAGCGAGUACGCGCGCGGGUCGCUGCACGCGUACGACAUGGAGGCGUCGUUCUGGGCGUUUGCGAUCGUCGGCAACUGGGCCUCGCGCUUCUACCUCUUUGCGCAUCCGGUCGUGGCCGCGGUCCAAGACAAGCUCGAGAGUGCGGCGCGCGCGGCGUUGCCAUCGAUCCAUUCGGAAGCCACGUCGCUUGCGUCGACCAAAGGCGACGACGCGCUCCGGGCGUACCUCACCUCACAGUCCAAGCAGCUCGCGACGACCACGCACAGCGCAUUUGUGAAUCUCUUUGGGACGCUCGUGACCACGUUCCACGAUGGGUACAUGAUGCGCAACUUGACGGCCGGCACGCUCUCGGCGCAGUCGCUCUUCUACCCGCAAUGGUGGCUCGAGAACGUCGGGUACUUUGCAGCGCACGACGACAUGCCGACGUUCAUCACGAGCAACGAAGGCGCGUCGACCAUGUUUUUCAUGGGCGUCUUCCUCCUCGGGUCCUUUGUCUGCCUCGCCAUCGGGUUUGGCCUCGGCAUGUACCGCCAGCGCGGCUACGUGCGUAUCAACUAGGACCAGCGAUCAAUACACCUGGCUUUUCUUUGCACAAAGCACGCGUCCGGAAGCUCCAUUUCACGAGACUGUACUUUCAAUGUAUCAAGUGGUUUGCGCUAAAAUGGCGCCGACUCAAAUGCACGAUGAGGCUAUUUCGACCC
Saprolegnia diclina VS20 is the source of this 2017-nucleotide messenger RNA. RefSeq lists its product as hypothetical. The transcript has 4 exons. Gene Ontology annotation, biological process: proteolysis. Bases 12 to 1874 code for a protein of 620 amino acids. Lineage: Eukaryota; Oomycota; Saprolegniomycetes; Saprolegniales; Saprolegniaceae. The record is from RefSeq and is a predicted model, not a curated record. Gene Ontology annotation, molecular function: dipeptidase activity; cysteine-type exopeptidase activity.